Molecule: messenger RNA, 1158 nt
Organism: Guyanagaster necrorhizus
Lineage: Eukaryota; Fungi; Basidiomycota; Agaricomycetes; Agaricales; Physalacriaceae
Product: alpha/beta-hydrolase
Exons: 13
Coding region: 1-1158 (385 amino acids)
Biological process (GO): proteolysis
Cellular component (GO): fungal-type vacuole
Molecular function (GO): serine-type carboxypeptidase activity
Source: RefSeq, a predicted model, not a curated record
AUGGUGCUCUCCACCGAACUGGGUCGCCGGGAUAACUGCUCCAGGGACGGCGGCGUAAACUCUCUUGCUAGCCUAUCUGCUGCCUGUUUCAGAACUCUCCGACACGCUUUAUACCCCAGCCACUCCAUCAGGAUCAAGAAGGCUUCCGAGGCGUUCUGCCACGAAACCAGCAGGACCGAUCCGCAUAGGGACGAUGUAGUUUUCUGGACUAAUGGUGGGCCGAGGUGCUCUUCCUCGACUUGGAGCCCUUGUCGCGUGCUCGAUGCGUACGGACCAAAGUACCUGUUCAUUGUCGACCAGCCCGUCGGUGUGGGGUUCUUGUAUGGAGAAACGGUGAGUACUACCGAAGAAGCGGGGUGGGACAUCGUUGCGCAGUUCGAGGGACGGGCUUUACAUAUGGCGGGCGAGUCGUAUGGUGGACGUUUCCUUCCACUUUUUGCUUUGGCGAUUUAUAAUAAUAAUGCUCUACUCCUGAGCAGGGAUCGUCCACUGAUUAAUCCCAAGUCACUUAUGAUUGCAAAUGGGUUGACAGACAGUAUUACAAUGGUAUUAUCGUACUUCGAUAUGGAGUGCACGUGGACAUCUGUCCCUCCCAUCGUGAACAUCUCGACCUGCGUCACAAUUAAAUCCACGAAAUGCAGGUGUGAAAGAUGGAUGCAGGACGCGUGUAUUAAUGUCCUUGACCCUAUUAAUUGUGGUGCAGCAUAUUCCCUUUGCAGCGCCGUCAUUGGUACCCCAUACGCCAGAACGAGACGAAUUUCGGGAAUGAAUCCGUGCGAUAUGAGCCGUUGCCAUCCCAUGAGAAAAUACAUCUCGGAAUACGUCUCUGUUCCCUCGGUUCGCUCUCUGCUCGGAGUGGAUAUGGAAGUUGCUGAGAAUUUCUCAUCAUGCAAAAACGACAUAAUACAUCACGUUGCUGCGGUUCUUGAGUGGGGCGGGGCGUCAAGGUGGCUGAUAUACGUCGGUGCGAAUGAUUGGCUGUGCAAUUGGGUGGGGAACGAAAGGUGGACCUUCGGGCUGGCAUGGAGCGGUCAGAGGCAGUUUGUGAAAGAGAGGUUGAGGGAAUGGGUGGUAGAUGGGAAGGUCGUGGAGAAGACGCGCAGUGCCAGGGGACUCACAUUCGCUUUAGAUGACGGAGGAUUGAGACCGCGUGUGUGA